AUGGAGGGCAAUCGCUUCCUUAAACUCGCACCGGAAGAGGAUCUGAAGAGCACCCCCGAUCAAGAGACAUCGCUCCCGAAGUUCCUCAAGUUGACGCCGGACCCGCCCAAGAACACCGGGAGCAAAUCGCAUGACAAGCCAGAUCUUCACCUAAAACCUGACCAGCCAGCCUGCAAGUCGUCAGGCAAAAAGCCGAGCGCCAGCAUUUGCGGCCAUGAAGUGGGGACUACAGACCAUACCGAGAUGCCGCCUAGUCACAACAAGGCGGGUUUCAAGCGUGGCGACGUCGGCGGCGGCAACGAAACAGCACAAGGCUCGAAUGCCCGCCUCCGGCAGACAGCCAAUAUCGAGCAGGACGUCGACUGGGUGGACUAUGGGUUCCAGCUUCCGCCACGACGCUUCUACUAG
Messenger RNA from Cladophialophora yegresii CBS 114405, 408 nucleotides. RefSeq lists its product as uncharacterized. The transcript has 2 exons. The coding region runs from base 1 to 408 and encodes 135 amino acids. NCBI's taxonomy places the organism in Eukaryota, Fungi, Ascomycota, Eurotiomycetes, Chaetothyriales, Herpotrichiellaceae. The record is from RefSeq and is a predicted model, not a curated record.